AUGGCUUCUCAGAAAUGUAUUCCCUUCAUUUUAUUGCUCUUUUCUUUAAGUUUAAUCCUUUGCUCUGCUCAUAGAGUCCUCCUGGAACCCGCAGACGUCCAGAAGCCAGAAAAUAUCCCAAACCCCGAUGGAAUGACAAAACCAUCUGUCGGUGACGGUGGAGGCUUUGGUUGGGGUUGGGGAGGAGGAGGAGGUGGUGGAGGUGGUGGCGGCGGCGGUUACGGUGGUUCUUGUGGAAGUGGAGGUUGUGAUCCACCAGGAAUUCCAGCAUGGUGGAUUGCCCCCGGAAUAACUCCGGGUGGAGGAGGAGGAGGUGGUGGCGGCGACUCUUGUGGAAGUGGAAAUUGUAAAAAAGCAGGAUCUCCAGAGUGGAUUCCCCCAGGAAUAAGUCCUGGUGGAGGAGAUGGCGGUGACCCUUGUGAAAGUGGAAAUUGUAAAAAAUCAGGAUUUCCAGAGUGGAUUCCCCCGGGAAUAAGUCCUGGCGGAGGCGGCAUAGAUGGAGGAAAUGGCGAUGGCUCUUGUGAAAGAGGAAAUUGCAAAAAACCAGGAUUUCCAGUAUGGAUUCCCCCAGGAAUAAGUCCUGGUGGAGGAGGCGGUGGUGGAGGUGGCGGUGACGCUUGUGGUAGUGGAUAUUGUAAAAAAUCAGGAUUUCCAAAGUGGAUUCCCCCGGGAGUAAGUCCUGGUGGAGGCGGCGCAGGUGGAGAAGGCUCUUGUGGAAGUGAAAAUUGUAACAAACCAGGAGUUCCAGGGGGGAUUUUCACCGCUCCUGUUGGAGGAUGCAAUUGCCCAACUCAACCAGUCCCAUAUAUUCCUUGCCCAUAUGAAUGUCAGCAGCCACCAGGUUCUGUCAGCUUUGUUGAAAAAACAAAGCAGAUUGACAAGGAAAAACAGGAUGCUGCUAAUGAUCACGAAAAUGGAAACAGGGAGGAAACAAUGUACCCCAAUUUUGAGAAAUAUGACUAA
Messenger RNA from Solanum dulcamara, 963 nucleotides. Its product is annotated as glycine-rich protein DOT1-like. Lineage: Eukaryota; Viridiplantae; Streptophyta; Magnoliopsida; Solanales; Solanaceae. The transcript has a single exon. Bases 1 to 963 code for a protein of 320 amino acids. The record is from RefSeq and is a predicted model, not a curated record.